GCGAGCGGAGCGGGACCGGGGCUUCGUGCGGGCGGCGAGCGGAGCGGGACCGGGGCUUCGUGCGGGCGGCGGGGCCGCGCCUCAGCCUGCUCUGGAGCUGCGGAAGAGCCAAACCAGUGACUUUGAGAGGUUGCAGUGGCAGUGAGCUGUGUGAUUCCUUCUGAAGAGGAGAGCCUGUUGGUGCCAUGGAAGCGGAAAAGAGCAGCAAAAGGAGCUGCUUCACUCAGACCUCCUUCCUGGGUGCAGAUUUAGGGGAAGACUCGCAGCUGGAGUAUCUCAGUGCUUACGAGGAGUGUGAGGAGGAUAAGAACAACUCAAGUGAGUUUUCGGAGCAGGGGGAGGUUGGAGAGGUGAAGGCCAUGCCUCUGAUUGGUGACAAGGUGCCACCGCGAAUCACAGCAGGGGAAGAAGGUUCUGGAAAGAGCGAAAGACCCACCCACAGCGUGGCAGUGGAGCCAGACCCUGCUUUCCUGCCGCCCGGGGAAGAGGCCCAGCUCUGCCAACAUGCACAGCCCUUCUACUUCAGCAGCUGUGAGGAACCUGCAGUGUGCACCCGUGGUACCAGCAGCACUGCGGAGGAUGCUGAAACCCAGCUCCCAGUCCCUGAAAUCCUCCCGAGCAAGAGUCCUGGUGCUGGCAUGGAAGCUGCAGAUAAAUCCUCUGGUGAGAGCCCCAGGGCGGUGAAGCUGGAGCGUGCUGAAGGCCUGAGGAGCGUUCCUGGUGUCGCCGCUGGCUCUGAUUCCAGAGCUGGCUUCCCAGCGAGCAGAGGCAGCAGUGCCCAGUGUCUCUGCUCCAGGGCAGUGAACACAGAGGUAACCAUGAUGAGCAAAACUCGACCCGCGGGGUGGCUGGCUCAAACCUCUGUGGAUGCUGCUUCCAACACGGAAUUGUCCUUCAGAGCUCACAGCUCACACGUGCAGCAGGAAUCCAAAGAUGAUCUGUCUGUCUGUGAGUGGAAGACAAGCACCGACAGGCCAGAACAUGCCACCAAGCAAAGUGGGGAGAAUUCUGCAUCAAGCUGCUGUCAGGACAUCCUGCAGAGAGCAACUGAAGCAGAGCUGCAGCUCCUGGCCACCCAUUACAAGAUGUGCUACCAGCACUGCUUGAAGGUUUAUGAGCUGGCUUUGGAGGAAAACACCUAUCUUGGGAGAUGUGAGGACAAGGCUGAGUUAUAUUCAUCUCUCCUGUUGGUUUUGGAUGAGCUGGACAAUAAUUACAGCAGUAUGAAAAGGAAAAUAAACAUGGGCAUACCUUUAAAUGAACUUCCACCACUGUCAGUUGAGCUGAAGUUUUCCCCACUCUCUUCCUUGUACAUCCCCUCCAAGUUUUUCAGAAAGAGUCUUUACUCUGAGCAUGAUAGAACACAUUCAGGAACCCCAUCCAGAGACUUUCUUGAUCUUUCAGGUGGAGGGAAAGCUGACUUUGAAGUACCAAAACGGCAAGAAAAGGGGAUUUCUGUCAAUAUGGACAACUCACAGAGUGAUGCUGAUCAGCCAGGUGACUCUGCUUCCCCUGAGACAUGGGAAGAACAACCUAAAGAUCAGGCUCUGGAACGUGGCUGUGUAAAAAAUGAGGAAGGAAGUGAGUAUUGGUUUGAUGCUAAGGAAGAUUUGUCAGUGGCAGAUAUUUCAGUAAUGUGCAAAGAAAUGAAAAAGCAACAAGGAAAACAAGACUCAAUUGACUCAAGAGAAGUGAAGACAGUGGGGAGUGGGAAUGAACAUUCUUCUGUUCCUGUUGGUGGCCCAAAACCCUCAGUGCCUGAGGAUCCUGGGGAAAAUUCCCUGCAGAAAACAACCACUUGUUCCUCUGUGGGUUCCUCUGUGAACCCACCUGGUGUCUUCGUUUCUCCUUAUGCACUGAACUUGAGCAGCUUUACCAAGUUAAUAAAGAGACUCCAACAAAGGCAUCCAGGGUUUAGCAGAGAGGAAAUUGCGGACGCUGUGCAGGAGGUGAGGAAGAUGAACAAAGGUGUCCUGAGUGGCUUGGCCAUAAGUUCUAUUGAGGUGAAGGCCUCUGCCAUUCUGAGGUGUCAGCAGGAGAAGCACGGAAAGCGCGUGAGGAAGCCGGACUGCUCCGUGCUUUCCUUCGGAACUGUUCGCUCCGUUCGCCGCGCCUCUGGGCUGCGAGGGGGAGAGGUCGAUAAGGAGAGCCUGGGCUCCAUCUCCAUCCCCCUGCUCCCACGGGAGCGCUUCCCCUUCCUCUGCCCCGCGCUGCCGCCGGGAGAGCGGGGCAGGAGCCGGGCGGGGCCGCGCCCGCCCCGGGCCCGCCCCUCUCGCAGCGCCGCGGGCGCGGAGCCCGCCCGGCCCCGGGAGCGGAGCCGCUCCUGCCGCGGGGCCAUGGCCCUGCUCCCGCGGCGCUUCCUCUGCUUCGUCCUGGCCCAGCACUUCAUCGCGGCCACGGCGUGCCAGGAGGCCGACUACGGCUGGAUGAUCCGGCAGCACUGCCUCAAGGACUUCCAGGACAGCAUGGAGGGCAUCGGCCAGCGCCUCUGGUGUGACUGGGGCGAGACCAUGGGCACCUACGGGGAGCUCACCAACUGCACGGUGCUGAUCGCCGAGAAGCUCGACUGCUACUGGCCCAACCGGCUGGUGGACGAGUUCUUCGUGGCCGUGCACAAGCAAUACUUCAGGAACUGCUCCCCGUCGGGCCGGGCGCUGCACGACCCCCCGAACGGCGUGCUGUGUCCCUUCAUCGUGCUGCCCGUGCUGGUCACCCUGCUGAUGACAGCGCUCGUGGUGUGGAGGAGCAAACGCAGCGAGGGCAUCGUGUAGGGGCGGCGCGGCCGGCGCAGGGGAGCGACGGGCGGCUCUCCCCUGGAACGUGCCUGGAGUUUGGGAAGAGCCUGCCGGAGGAGCAGCACGGAGGGUACCGAGCCCCGGAGGCAGGGACGGCAUCGCCACCGCUCCUUCUCCGCCCGUGUGCCCGCUGGCUUCCAAAUAAAUGUCAUUUAAGCGAUGGUGGCCGGGCGGAGCGGGCUGCCCCGGCAGCGGGGGCUCUGCGGAGCGCCGCUCACCCCGCUGCACCACCCUGCUCCGCCUCUGCAGCCGCUUCCCCGGCAUCGUGUGCCGAGCAGGAGAAUUCUAA
Messenger RNA from Vidua macroura (Pin-tailed whydah), 3084 nucleotides. RefSeq names its product RNA-binding protein 44-like. The coding region runs from base 186 to 2771 and encodes 861 amino acids. Lineage: Eukaryota; Metazoa; Chordata; Aves; Passeriformes; Viduidae. Gene Ontology annotation, biological process: calcium ion transport; regulation of G protein-coupled receptor signaling pathway; receptor internalization. Gene Ontology annotation, molecular function: coreceptor activity. The transcript is spliced from 16 exons. Gene Ontology annotation, cellular component: signaling receptor complex; membrane; cell surface. The record is from RefSeq and is a predicted model, not a curated record.